UCACUGUCACCAACUGUCGCUAAUGAAAUGGUGGAGACGGAUUUGUUGACGUUGUUUUUCCCCUAUUUACGUUUUUUCCAUUAAUUAUUGGCCGUGUUAUUUUAACUUGUGAUUAUAGAUAAAAACCAGGAAUCAAGAUGAAUAUUUUACCAAAGAAAAGAUGGCAUGUAAGAACUAAAGAAAAUAUCGCAAGAGUCAGAAAAGACGAAGCAGAAGCCGCUGAAAAAGAAAAAGAAGAAAGGUUACGCAUAGAAAAUGCAGAUCGAGAAGCUCGGCUUAGCAUAUUAAAACACAAAAGUAAACAAAAACUGCUCGAGUCUGGAAUUAGUGAUACUAAGCAGCAAGAGGAGGAAGUUACAGGACAUAUAAAUUUAUUUACAGACCUUGAUCAUGCAGUAAAACGCACAAACAAAGACCAUGAUAAUGAAAUAAAAGAAAAAAAGGAAGAAUUUGAGAAAAAAAUUGGAUACUUAACAUAUCUUGGCCAAGACACAAAUGAAGCUCUUAAAAAGAAGAAUUGGUAUGAAGUGCCACCUUCAUCAAGGAUUUCACAAUCUAGUAGCAUAAAAGAUACAUAUGAGAAAUUAGUUCUCAAAGAUCAGGAUGGUAAACCCAAAAAAAAGGAAUUAGAUGUAAAAGAUGGCGAAAUUGAUUGGAAAGCAAAACAACAUCAUGAUCCUAUAAAUAACUUCAAAAAGUAUUGUACAAAUCAAGUAAAAACAUCUAUGGAAUCAAAAGAAUGUAAUGGAAAGGAAAUUAAACAUACAAGCAAUAAUAAAAUAAAUAAGAGUAAAAAGAAAUGUAAAAAUGAUAAAGAAUUAAAACUUAAAUUACUUCGAGAGGCUCGAAUCAAAAGAGAGCAGCAAGAAAAAUACAGAACUGAACUAUUCCUUAGUGGCCUUAACAACAAGACACCUGCUAGUACAAAUACAGAAACAAGUUCAAAUAAAGUUAAAGCAAAAUAUAACUCUCAGUUUAACCCAGAGUUAGCAAGACAAAACUACAGAUAAUAAUUAUAAUUUUUUAUUGAUUUUUACAUUACAGCAUAUUAUAUUUAUACCAAAAAUAAACAUUAAAUUAUUUAUUCAAAAGAUAACAAUAUAAUCAUUUUCCUUAAGAUAAUUAUAUAAUAUAUUCAAUUAAUAAUUUAUCAAUGGGUUUGAUAACAAAACCAAUGGAAGUUUGUCUUCCAUUUUACUAAACGGAUAACUAAAUAUUUCGCAAAACAACUGUAAUAUUCUUACAACAUUCAUACCCUCACCACUGGCAUCUGUAGAUUUUGUCCUGCAAUAAAAAUAUAUUAUUAUAAUACCACUACCUAUUAUUUAAAAUAUUAUUAUUAUUAUAGUCUAUGUACCUACCUCAUAAGUGUUGCUACUCUUGCAUAUGUGCAUAAGAAAUCAAUAAAUAUUUCAAUACUA
Molecule: messenger RNA, 1421 nt
Organism: Ostrinia furnacalis (Asian corn borer)
Lineage: Eukaryota; Metazoa; Arthropoda; Insecta; Lepidoptera; Crambidae
Product: leukocyte receptor cluster member 1 homolog
Exons: 2
Coding region: 138-1010 (290 amino acids)
Source: RefSeq, a predicted model, not a curated record